Molecule: messenger RNA, 729 nt
Organism: Fusarium mangiferae
Lineage: Eukaryota; Fungi; Ascomycota; Sordariomycetes; Hypocreales; Nectriaceae
Exons: 2
Coding region: 1-729 (242 amino acids)
Biological process (GO): endoplasmic reticulum to Golgi vesicle-mediated transport; vesicle fusion
Cellular component (GO): Golgi apparatus; SNARE complex; endoplasmic reticulum membrane
Molecular function (GO): SNARE binding; SNAP receptor activity
Source: RefSeq, a predicted model, not a curated record
AUGAACAUCGCCUACAACUCCGCCUUGCGGCAAAGCAAGUCUCUCCGCGCAGAGCUCUCCAACCUCAACAGCAAACCUCAAGCAUCUCCCUCCGAAAUUGGCAACGUGUCCGCCUCAAUCGCUUCCUUCACCAAGACCCUCGAUGAAUACCAAUCCCUCGCCCGUCAGGAGAUUGUUCCCAAGAAGCAAGAAGAGGGCUUUGAGAGAGUAAAGAGGUUCCGCGAAGAUCUCUCUGACUUUCGAACUCAAGUCGAUUCGCUGAAGAAAGUUCGUGAUGACGCCCAACACCAGGCAAAUCGCACAGAACUUCUUGGCCGAAGACCGUAUAAUGCUACACCCGAGAACCCUUAUGCGAACGCUACAACAACAAACACGCACUCUGCGUUCCAGCCUCGACACCCGCCUCAAGCCAGCGCCUUGACAACCGGCUCACCAGACGAGAUGCGCGAGGCACACGCAUUCAGGGAGCAGAACUUCUUCGCAAACACAAACCAAGCGUUAGAUGACUACAUUGCGCGCGGACAGGCUGUACUGGGCGAUCUAGGCCAACAACGGGAGAUGCUCAAGAGCACCCAGAAGCGACUGUACAACGUCGCCAACACCCUUGGCGUAAGCGGUGAUACCAUCCGUAUGGUAGAACGACGGGCAAAGGAGGACAAAUGGAUCUUCUUCGCGGGCGUCUUGAUAUUCUUCCUGUUUUGUUGGCUGGUGCUCCAUUUCUUGCGGUAG